Messenger RNA from Telopea speciosissima, 266 nucleotides. RefSeq lists its product as uncharacterized. The coding region runs from base 1 to 237 and encodes 78 amino acids. NCBI's taxonomy places the organism in Eukaryota, Viridiplantae, Streptophyta, Magnoliopsida, Proteales, Proteaceae. The record is from RefSeq and is a predicted model, not a curated record. The transcript has 2 exons.
AUGAAUAGAACCGAAAGGAAAGGGGUAAGAUGGUUUAUUUUCUGCUUUCUUGUGGAUCAGAGGCGGAAGGUGAAGAGCAGCAAGCCUGCUGCAGGGAUCUGUUCGAGGUGUGGUGGAGGGGCCAGCGUUGCGGAUAUGAAGACUUCCACCAGAUUCUGUUUUGUUCCCUUCCACUGCAGAUACUGGAAAGCUAUCAUCUGUACCUUCUGUGGUGCCAUUCUGAAAUCUUACAGAUAAAUUUAUUUCUCUUAUAACUUCACUCUGUU